CUCCUCACGCAGCCUUGCAGUGAGCACAUAGCGAACUAUUCUUUCGCCUUUUACUAAAGAAUACCGUGUGCGCGCUGCUUUAAAGAGGCAUACGUCUAUUUUUGGAGGGAUAAUCCUUAAUUGGAUUGUCCCAACAAUGCUUAGUCCAAUUUUAUCAGUAGUUGCCUAGCUGUUGAGUUACCCGGCUGACUUAGUCUACAGCCUUGAAAAUCUGUAAAAUCGAUGGAAUUUUUAACUCCCCCCAGUGCAUGUUUACUUAUAAUUAUCUUGACAGUGAAAGGAAGUGAAGAUUGUGCAUAGAAAAGGGUUUUGAGUAACUGAAUCCAUCUCCUUUUACUGAAUCGAGCAGCUGCUGCAAAAUCCAAAAUACCAGGUUAAGAUAGGGACUCUCUCGUUUGAAAGAAGUAAAGAAUCCCACUCUAUUCAACUCUGGUUCCUGUGAAACCUUGUCACCCACUCUAGAUUCCAACAAGUUGCCCUUCAAAAAAUUGAGAACCCAUUAUUCAUAUACUCGGUUGACUUCACAACUUGAGCACCACGGCUUCGACAUGUAUAUCUAUCGUACACUAUUCAAUUCCAUUCCCAACCAUUCCCCUCACUAACCUACCAAUUCGUUCCAAACCGCUAUGGCGACAAAUGGCCCACACAAGAAGCAGAAGAAGAAAGGCAGCAAAAAUGAUGGUGUCGCAGUUCCGAGCAGCAGCAAAGAACGUUCCAAACCCCGAAAUUGUUGGCCGAAUCUACCGGAGCAGCUCAUCCGCUUAAUAGCUAGUGAGUCGACUUUCUCCCCCUCCGAUCUGACAGUAGACAGGGAAUGGUCCCUGAUGCGCAACAUCACCAGCACAAGCGUCACCAAAUCAUGGCGAAUCCCAUCACACAAGUCCACCCACUCCAUUUCUGCAGGGCCGUGGCUCGAGCUCCACAACAUCCCUUCGAUUACUAACGGGUUCCAGCGGGUUCAGCUGCACCAGAGGUUCGAGCUCGGUUACUUUUCUUGGGGAGGAAGAUGGAAGAAGCCCGAAGAACCUUCCACUCUGGAAUUCCUGGGAUGCACCCAUGGAUUUCUGGUGAUCAAAUCGUUGUUGUCCCCAAGCAGGGAGAAGGAGAUGAUCCUCUUCGACCCAUUUUUGCGAUUGUCCUGCUUUUUGCCCAAAUGGAGCCCCGAUGUCCCCACUUUGUUACCUGCUCUGUCUUCUUCCUGCCGGUUCCUCUCCAAAGAGCAGAGGAAAAGGAAAUGCCCGAUUGUGAUUGUUCUGACCGGAACCAGCUGCCCGGCUUUUGCAUUUACCCGGCUGGAUCUGCACGGAGAUUCCGACUGGCGAAAGAUCAACUGCAAAAUCGUAGACCCACAUUGUACCCGUGGGCGUUGGAUGCGAUUCAGCAAUGGGAUCUGGUUUCAGGACAGAUUCUAUGCUCUUAGUGUGGAAGGCACGCUCGCUGUUGUAGAAGAAGAUGUGAACUCCGAUCUGCGGAUUACGAAAUUGGGGAAGCAGAGAGCGGUUCCUGAUUCAGAUCUGGCCGCUACGAGGCGUCGUUUCAGGGAGUGCUUGGUGGAAUCGGAAGGGAAAGUGGUGCUGGUUUUUCUGUGUUCGACUAGAUCUACGGAGACGGUGGAUCAUGUGGAGGUUUACAGGCUAGAAUUGAAGGAGCUGGCGUGGGUUAGGGCGAGGAGCCUGGGAGGAGCAGCGUUGUUUCUGGGCUCCAAUUCUUGUAUGUCUGUUUCUGGGGAUAAGUUGUUGGAAUGCAAGGGAAACUCCGUCUACUUUGCUGCUUCCGGCAAUGGCGGCGGCUGGGGUGUUUAUGACACUGAAUCUGGAGUUAUUUCCUCUUGUGCGAGGGACUUUGGUGGCAGGACAGAUCUGUUUCAUGGAUACAACAACUCUUCCAUGUAACCUACAACAAGGGAGCAAAGAGAGAAUACAAGGAAAACACUUGCUGGCUACUUGUUUCACUGACGACAAUUGCUAUAGCUGUUUCUAAUUGCAGACAUUCAUUCCUCCGGUCUGCUUUCCAUCCAAUGGUCUCUACGCUGAUGCUUUGGGGUGAGGGGGCAGAGAGGAUCAGAAACUGUUGUUUGAGACGUUGAAUCAAACAUCAGAAGCCAAACUUUCAUGCCUGUAAUGAAAAUCCCAACAAACAUAAUGCGUUAUCAUUCAUGGCUAAAGAGUAAAGACCUAUCCAAGGAAGAUUAAUACCACAUCGGCCAUUGACUCCAAAGCACCCCUUCCUCUGCACAGUAGCCAAUAUAAACAAACUCAAGUUAUCCUUUACUUCUCACUCAGCCUUGCAAUGAGUACAUAGCGAACUAUUCUUUCGCCUUUUACUAAAGAACUAGUGUGGGUCCUGGCUAGUUGGACGGAGGAAGGUAGGAUGGCAAUGGGUCGGGUUUUGUCAAAUCCAAAUUCAUGGGUUUAUCCGUGAAAAAAAUUCGGGUAAAUCCACUGGGUUUGAAAAACUCAAACCCAACUCAACCCCCAGGGGAUCCGCGGGUUCAUGGGUACCCACAGGUUUUUGUCUUAAAAAAUUUACAAUAACAAGUUGCUAUCAAAAUUAAAGUCAAAUAUCAAUCUCUCAAUACAAAUUAUCCAUAUAUAAAAUACGGGUUAAUUGCAUGGUUGGUCACUGAAAUUACAAAAAACGUUCAAGUUUGGUCACUCGAAAUAUUUAAAUCCAUUGGUGGUACUUAAGUUUACUGAAACCGUUCACGUUUGGUCACUCUCCGUCCAACUCCGUUAAGUUUUGCUGAUGUGGCAGUCAACUCUCAAAGUUGACCGUUAACUUAGUGACGUGGCAAUUAAAAAAAUAUUAAAAAU
Messenger RNA from Linum trigynum, 2813 nucleotides. The record is from the annotation of a GenBank genome assembly. Lineage: Eukaryota; Viridiplantae; Streptophyta; Magnoliopsida; Malpighiales; Linaceae.